Staurois parvus is the source of this 483-nucleotide messenger RNA. The record is from the annotation of a GenBank genome assembly. Lineage: Eukaryota; Metazoa; Chordata; Amphibia; Anura; Ranidae.
GGCAAUUUCGACUCCGAGGACCGAGCGAGCUGGUACUGGGGGAGGCAGAACCGUCAGGAGGCGGUGAACCUACUACAGGGCCAGCGGCACGGGGUCUUCCUGGUGCGGGACUCCACCACCAUCCCCGGGGACUACGUGCUGUCCGUCAGCGAGAACUCCAAAGUCUCCCAUUACAUCAUCAACAGCGUCAGCAACAACCGGCAGAGCGGCAUGGGCCAGACCAGGUUUCGGAUAGGGGAUCAAGAGUUUGACUCAUUACCUACUCUACUGGAAUUUUAUAAGAUACAUUAUCUGGACACUACCACUUUAAUAGAACCUGUUUCUAAGUCUAAGCAGUCUGGUGUGAUCCAGAAGCAGGAGGAAGCAGAAUAUGUACGGGCUCUUUUUGACUUUAAUGGCAACGAUGAAGAAGAUCUUCCAUUUAAGAAAGGAGACAUCCUGAGAAUCCGGGAUAAGCCUGAGGAACAGUGGUGGAAUGCAGAG